Neurospora tetrasperma FGSC 2508 is the source of this 1128-nucleotide messenger RNA. RefSeq lists its product as uncharacterized. NCBI's taxonomy places the organism in Eukaryota, Fungi, Ascomycota, Sordariomycetes, Sordariales, Sordariaceae. The record is from RefSeq and is a predicted model, not a curated record. The coding region runs from base 1 to 1128 and encodes 375 amino acids. The transcript is spliced from 3 exons.
AUGCCUAUCUUUGAGAGGCAGAAUUUUCGAUUCGGCCGGUCAGAGAGCAACGCCGGCUAUACCCCAGUAUCUGUAGGGCCCGAAAUAAUCAUUGCCGACUGGUUGCUGGUCUGCGUGUCGGCCUUGUUCUUCGGCCUCCGCAUGUACAGCAAGGUUCUGCGGAAAACAUCUCUGUGGUGGGACGAUCAUGUUCUCGUUGCCGCUUGGCUUUGCCUCAUACUCGAUGCCAUCGUCAACACCAUCAACAUUCGUCUUGGUUUUGGGAAACACAGGGAUACCAUAAAGGCCGACCACCUCAAGCAUAUCAACACUCUUACGAACCUCUCCACCACGGUAAUGAUGCUAGGUGCCGUUUGGAGCAAGACUUCAUUUGGCCUCACUGUUUUACGCCUUAUACGGGACCGACCAAAAAUCAGGGCACUGGUCCUGGUCAUCAUUGCAACAAUGAACUCGUUCAUAAUCUUCAACGUGAUAGCGGUAUGGAUACAAUGCGGAGUUGAUGAGCAUGGGAAUGAAGACGACGAACCGAACUGCCUGAGCAUCAAAUUCACGGCUUCUUCCAUGAUGUUCGCUGGAAACCACGGGUACAGGCUUAUCAUCUGGGGCGCCGCUGAGGUAGCCACAACCAUCUGCGCAGCCUCCAUUCCGCAACUCCGCGUGUUAGCCCGCGAGGUCGUCAUUAUUACGCAUCAGAGGCACGAAGAAAGCACCCACGGGCAUCAGCUGCAAGAGCAGCAGCAUCAUCAUAUCGUCGAAGCAAAACACAUUGAAACAAGCCAUGAUUCUGGCUUUGGCUCUGGCUCUGGCUCUGGCGCUACUGCGGUUGAUACACCAGCGGCAGUUCCACUUCAGCCACGACCAUCAAUGACAACCGGUCAAGAGACAUUGUCCAGGUUCGCAUCCACAUCCGCGGCGGCCACGACUGACCCUCGAUCAAAUUCAAGCGUCAGCAGCUAUACCGGGCUGCUUAGGGGUACCUCUGAGGUUGGGGUUGGGGUUGAACGAACCCAUAACAGGAGCCAAAAGCAGGAGCGAGAGCGGGAGCAGAACGGACAUGUACAUGGACCUCCAUAUACUCAUAAUGUCCCUCGGGGAAUGAUGGGGGGUUUUGCAGCCGCAGGAGGUUAG